GCUUGUUGAUGGCGGUGCAGCCCAUGACGGACAGCGUGAGGAACACGCCAGGAAGGCCCACCGGCUCCACCCAGGCCUUGGCAGCUGAAGUGUACAAGCUCCACUGCCCCAUGUGCGGCGAAUCUGCUCGCCCCAAAGUGCGAUGGGACAUGCACUCGUCAAACCAUGGCCUCACCAUGGUGGCGGAUGCUAGCGGGUACGCUGGGCAGCACUCUUCUGUCUUUGCUCGCGUGCGCGGAGGAACCGAGACUGACUGCAUGUCCCACCCUGGCGGCUUCGGAUGCCCUGGACCUCACUAGAGCGAGUAGAGGCGAAGGGAGGGACGUUAAGAGAGGCGGGAUGAGGCGCAGACAGCGCUUCAUUGACCAUGUUUUAUUUAGAUCAUUAAAUGUCUCGGGGAGAGGAGGAGAGAAUGAUUACGACUUGUCGGAGGAGCUUUCUUUCUGAUCGUCCUUGGCCUCUUUCUCUGGCUCGCUCGUAGCCUCCUGACUGGCCUCGGCCUUCUUCUCUUCUGCCUUCUCCUCUUCCUCUUCAUCGUCAAUCUCCAGCCCACCCUCGCCAUCCUCUGAUUCUUCGCUAGCCUGCUCGUCUUCCUUCUUGACAUCUGAGCUCUUCUUGGCCUCGGAGUCGGCAACGCUCUCCGAGUCGCUCCUCCUCCUCUUCUCUCUCUUGGCGUCCGAGUCUUCCUCGUCCGACUCGAGUUUCCUCUUGGUCGCGCUCGACGAUUCAGCAGGCUGUGCCACCUCUUCCUUUCCUCGCUGCUCGACCUCAGCGGCAUUGGCAUGACCGGAAGGCUCCGCGGACUUCUCCUGCGGCUUGCUCUUGUCGUUCUCACGCUGGGAAAGCAGUCAGGGGUUGAGCGCGCCAGCCUCUCCCUCACCUCAAUCGCUGCCAUGAGGGCGUUCAUGGCGCCGACCUGCUCGCCUCCUUCCGUCUUGACCUUCAUCCCAGCUUGCGCCAGACCGCUCAGCAAGUCCAUCUUUCCACCAGCUGCUUGACCUUCAGCCUUCUUGGUGAGAUCCACUGGCGACACGCUCAAGUUAGCCUGCUUCGCGCCUCCCGAGCCCUCGUCGCUCUUGGGCUUGCCUGAGCCGCCCUUGCCUGACAGCUGCUC
This is a messenger RNA of Guillardia theta CCMP2712, 1114 nucleotides long. RefSeq lists its product as hypothetical. Lineage: Eukaryota; Cryptophyceae; Pyrenomonadales; Geminigeraceae. Bases 9 to 299 code for a protein of 96 amino acids. The transcript has 4 exons. The record is from RefSeq and is a predicted model, not a curated record.